UUCUAAACAGAAAAGAAGAAAUGGAAAAAGGAAGGAAACACAGACACACGGGAAGAAAUGGGGAAGGAAUAAAGUAUACAAAACUCACAACCCUACUCAGUCGUACGCAAAAUCUUGACACAGGCGUCAAGAUGAAGCUGUUCUUUGUGCUGGUGAUGCUGUGGGGAUGUGCUGCAAGUCUCGAAGAUCUGACAGGUAAAAUGCUCACCUUCCCAGUGGAAAGCAACACGAAUCAUGUCAAGCUGAAUUCAUCAAAAGAAGAUUUCAGUGCUGUAACAGUCUGUCACAGAACCUUCACAGAUCUCAAUAGGGACCACGCGCUGUUCUCUAUGGCUUUACCUUCUUCUUAUAAUGCCUACCUGCUUUUCUGGGAUCACACCAACAAGGAGAUUGAGACACAUGUCAGGGAAGCAAAGGCAGAAUUCCGAGGGUUCGACUACAAGCCAAACAUGUGGCACUCUAUCUGCACCACCUGGGACUCCAAGACUGGACUAGUGCAAAUGUGGUUUGAUGGGCUUCCUUCAAUUAAGAAGUAUGUCAGCUCUGGAUCAAACAUCAGAGGACGUCCUAUCAUUAUUCUAGGACAGGAGCAGGACGGCUACGGCGGAGGGUUUCACGACAAGCAGUCCUUCGUGGGCAUGGUGUCCGACGUCCACAUGUGGGACUACGUCCUGUCGCACUGUGAGAUCCAGCGCUAUUUGAACGAACUGAACUUCACUCCGGGGAACGUGCUGAACUGGGCGGCCAUGGACUUCCAGCAGAUAGGCAGAGUGGUGAAAGAAGAAAAAUUCAUGUCGUGCCACUGAAUUUUGAUAACAGGAUCCAAUGUCAAAAAAAAAACUCAUCUGCUGUGUUUUCACGUCCAGUAAAUAGAAUAAAAUACCAACGUCAACAACUCA
Acanthochromis polyacanthus (spiny chromis) is the source of this 899-nucleotide messenger RNA. Its product is annotated as serum amyloid P-component-like. The transcript is spliced from 5 exons. The record is from RefSeq and is a predicted model, not a curated record. Bases 21 to 806 code for a protein of 261 amino acids. NCBI's taxonomy places the organism in Eukaryota, Metazoa, Chordata, Actinopteri, Pomacentridae.